Messenger RNA from Striga hermonthica, 642 nucleotides. The record is from the annotation of a GenBank genome assembly. NCBI's taxonomy places the organism in Eukaryota, Viridiplantae, Streptophyta, Magnoliopsida, Lamiales, Orobanchaceae.
AUGGGUUUUCCAUCUCUGCUCUGUUUCACCAUUCUUAUCUUCCUCUACUCUGUUUCUACAGCACACUCUACCAACUCUGAAGGUAAUGCUUUACAUGCUCUGAGGAUCAGACUUUCGGACCCUAACAAUGUCCUUCAAAGCUGGGAUCCGACACUCGUGAAUCCUUGUACCUGGUUUCAUGUCACUUGUGAUGCUGAUAGCCAUGUUGUUCGCUUGGACUUGGGAAAUUCAAACAUUUCUGGGACUUUAGGUCCGGAGCUUGGUGAACUGAAGCAUCUUCAGUAUUUAGAACUUUACAGAAAUGAAUUCAGAGGAAAAAUCCCAGAGGAAUUGGGCAAAUUGGAUAAGCUCGUGAGCAUGGAUUUGUAUGGAAACAAACUCGAAGGGAAAAUUCCGAAAUCAUUCGCCAACUUGAAGUCACUUAGAUUUCUACGGAUAAAUAACAACAAAUUAACCGGGUCGAUUCCUAGGGAGCUCACGACUCUAUCCAACCUCAAGAUUUUUGAUGUCUCAAACAACAAUCUAUGUGGAACAAUACCAGUCGAUGGCCCUUUUGUUAAUUUCCCAAUGGAGAGUUACCUGAACAACAGACUCAAUGGGCCUGAGUUGAAAGGAUUGGUGCCCUAUGACUUUGGAUGCUAA